AUGGACACCCGGAUGUCUAACUUCGCGCUCCAGAUGGCGCUCAACUUGGUCCGCAACGACGACGAGCUGGGACCUCUCUUCGCCAGCUUGUGCUCCCCGGAGUUUCCGGCGGCGACCAUGGAGACCCUAGUUCUCAAGUUGGGGGACCAGUUACUGCGCCACUGGCGUGAACCAGGCGGGAUCGACGGCGUCGUCGCCCGCUUCGUCUUCCCCACCCACUACACCAUCCCCGACCCACCCGUCUCCGCCGACGCUCGCCUCGGCGCCCUCCUCCCCCACGACGCCGUCGACCGCCUCAGCCGCCUCCCGGACGCGUUCCUCGGCAACAUCGUCUCCCGCCUCCCCGUGAAGGACGCCGCGCGCACCGCCGCGCUCUCCCGCCGCUGGCGCCCAGUCUGGCGCUCCACCCCGCUCGUCCUCCUCGACGCCGACCUCUCCUUCGCCACCUCCGCCGUGUCCUGCGUCCUCGCCACGCACCCAGGCCCCUUCCGCUGCGUCCACAUCAGGAGCUUCUACACGGACGAGUUCACUGGCCUGCUCACGGGCUGGCUCCGUAUCCUCGCCGCCAAGGGCAUCCAGGAACUCGUGCUCCUCAACUCCCGGUGGCCACACGCCAUCGAUCUCCCCUCCACCUUCUUAGACAUGGUCUCCCUCACCCGCCUCUACCUCGGCCUCUGGAAGUUCCCCGACACGGCUGACCUCCCGCGCACCUCCCUUUUCCCCAACCUCCGUGAGCUCGGCCUCUGCACCGUCCUCAUGGAGACCAAAGAUUUGGACUUCAUCCUCGACAGAAGCCCCGUGCUCCAGACGCUCUGUGUCGAAGGGGAUUUCUUCCAGCUUCGCCUCCGCCUUGUCAGCCAAAGCCUCCGGUGCGUGCAGAUCAUUGGGUCAUUUCAAGAAAUCUUCGUCGUGGACGCCCCAUGCCUUGAGCGGCUCAUCAUCCAUUCGGAAGGUAACAAAGGUUGUACCCCUGAUGGCGCUUGUAGCAAGGUCAAGAUUGGUCGUGCCCCCAAGCUGCACUUGUUGGGUUACUUGGAGUUGGACCCAGGAAAUCACGUGCUGAAGGUCGGCAACACCAUCAUCAAGGCUGGGACAAAGGUGAGCCCAAGAACCAUGGUACCAAGUGUGAGAAUCCUGGCAUUCGAGGUGCGUUUUGGGGUCCGCAAUGAUGCCAAGAUGGUUCCCAGCAUCCUCAGAUGCUUUCCAAAUGUUGAGACGCUCCACAUCAAGUCUGGAGAAACGCAUCAAUCCACUGGCAAGCUCAACAUGAAAUUCUGGCAUGAGUCUGGUACCAUAGAAUGCAUCCGAUCACGCGUCAAGCGCCUUUUUUUCCAUGGUUUCCGAGGGGGCCGAAGUGAGCUUGCCUUCCUCAAAUUUUUCUUUGAGAGCGCGUUGGUGCUGAAGGAGGUGGUGAUUCUGUUGGCUCCUGGUUUCACUUCGAUAGAGGAGGUGCAUUCCAGAAUUGCAAGUCUGGGGUCCACGAAACGGGCCAGUGAAGCCUCCUCAGUGCUGGUCACUGGCAGUUCUGAUACUCAAGGAGAUUACAUUCAGAGCUUCAAGAGAGGAUCAGACUUUUCUAUUCGUGACCCUUUUGAAGUCAUAAUAGAUGCCAAUGCAUUUGAUCAUGCAUAG
Molecule: messenger RNA, 1632 nt
Organism: Lolium rigidum
Lineage: Eukaryota; Viridiplantae; Streptophyta; Magnoliopsida; Poales; Poaceae
Product: F-box/FBD/LRR-repeat protein At5g22660-like
Exons: 3
Coding region: 1-1632 (543 amino acids)
Molecular function (GO): protein binding
Source: RefSeq, a predicted model, not a curated record